AUGGGCGAGAGAGUCAACAGACCGACUUCCAUUGUGACCAGGUCAAUAAUAGCUGAGACAAAGACAGGCCAGCCAAAUAUAGGUACCGUGUCGGCGCUUAGGAUACGGCGCUGUAGCCCAAUCCGCGAUCCAGCACAACUAGACCCCACAACAUUGCAAGAUGCACCAGGAGAGGCGGUUAGGGCGGUUGAAGAGAAGUUCCAAGUUGGGUUGGCCGUUUGGAUUCUGGAUGAAAUGAACGGGCACGUGAUAUCUGGUGUGAGUGACAGCAAUGAAUUAGCAUACACUGGCACAUCUGAAUCAGGAGUGUCUCAUAUACCCGCCAUGCCUUUCCUACUAGCACUCCUAUUUGCUCCUGCAAUGAGACGAGUCACUACAAGAAAGCUUGCUGUAGGCAGUAAUGGUUCUGAAUGGAAUGAUCAUAUGACAGUAGAAGGAGAUUCACCUGCCAGACAGAGUGAUGUCUGCCCAACCCAAAUGUUCUCUACCUUCCUGAUCUGCGCGUCUCCCUGUAUACUGAUUGUGAUGUCUGAGGCAUUGAAGAACAUUGACCAUCAAUAA
Aspergillus niger is the source of this 561-nucleotide messenger RNA. RefSeq lists its product as hypothetical. Lineage: Eukaryota; Fungi; Ascomycota; Eurotiomycetes; Eurotiales; Aspergillaceae. The record is from RefSeq and is a predicted model, not a curated record. The coding region runs from base 1 to 561 and encodes 186 amino acids. The transcript is spliced from 4 exons.